ACUCUAGACAAGUUCCGGUUAAUUUUUCAUCUUGCUGGCUCUGAUUGUCAGAAAAGUCAAACCAUGGGGCAGAAAAAUCCUUUGAAAGAUUUCAUCGCCGGAGGUGCUGGAGGAGUAUGCUGCGUUUUUGUAGGCCAACCCCUCGACACUAUAAAGGUGCGGUUACAGACUAUGCCCAAACCAGCACCAGGAGAGAGUCCACUGUAUAAAGGAACAAUGGAUUGCGCUUUACAGACAAUGAGGAAAGAGGGAUUCUUGGGUCUGUACAAAGGAAUGGGCACCCCUUUGGCAGGGGUGGCUCCGAUGUUUGCCAUCUGUUUCUUCGGAUUUGGGUUGGGUAAACGGCUACAGCAGAAAAAACCUGGUGACUCUCUGACAUAUGGUCAAAUCUUCAUGGCUGGAGGGUUAGCUGGAGUAUUUACCACAGGGAUCAUGACCCCGGGAGAGAGGAUCAAGUGUCUUCUCCAGGUCCAAGCUGAUUCAAAGAUGAAGAAAUAUGCUGGUCCCUUGGACUGUGCUAAGCAGCUAUACCGUGAGGGUGGUAUUCGCAGUAUCUACAAGGGCACAGCAGCAACACUCCUUCGAGACAUCCCAGCUAGUGGAAUGUACUUCAUGAGUUAUGAGUGGCUACAACAUACCCUAACUCCUAAAGGAGGAAGUCGUGACGACCUGAGUGUUGGGCGUACCCUGCUCGCCGGAGGAAUAGCUGGUAUCUGUAAUUGGGCUGUGGCUCUUCCAGCAGAUGUUCCCAAAUCAAGGCUACAGACAGCCCCUGCGGGUAUGUACCCCAAUGGUAUCCGUGACGUGAUCCGACAGCUGAUCAAGGAGGAUGGUAUCAUGUCACUUUACAAAGGGUUCACGCCUGUCAUGCUCAGAGCAUUCCCAGCCAAUGCUGCAUGUUUCCUUGGAUACGAAGUGACGAUGAAGGGACUCAACUGGAUGUCUCCAGAUAAUUGAUGCUAGCUGAUCAUAUAGACUGUACAGUGUCUAAAAAGUGUAGUACGGUACUAGAUACCUUUAUAUGCAUCUAACCUUUGGCCUCUACUGACCUCUUUGAGGUUAGUCAGGGGUUAGAGGUUAAUUAUUCAGUGUCCUUGAACUUGAGAAGGUAAUCUCAGGGCUGUGUGAUAUUUAAAACUGUUUGUGUGGGACAGCAUGGGAAGAGUGUUGAUAUACAGACUGUGAUGUUUGUCAUGUGAGAAUGGUGAUAAAUAUAUACACUAACCUGAAAGGUAAUGAGUGUGAUACACCUAGACAUUCAAAUCAUGUUGCACUUUUUUUUUUAGUCUAAAAUAUCAUUAAACAAACCGUACUUUUUUUUUUUUUUUGAAAUCUUUUGCAAAAUAAAGAAUUAUUAAGUUUUGUUGAGUGACUCUUAUCAUAUCUGAAUGCUUUUUACCUGAACUUAGUUUUUUGUUCGAAAUACCUAAAUAUUUGAUUUAGCUGAAUGCAAUCUUUUGUUUAAGCUACCCAGUCAUAACUGAAUGUUGAUUGAGCUGAAUUCAGUCAUUUGUUUCAGUAACCGUCAUACCUAAAUGUUGACCUACCAGAAUUCAGUCAUUUGUUUCAGUAACCGUCAUACCUAAAUGUUGACCUACCUGAAUUCAGUAAUUUGUUUCAGUAGCUGUCAUACCUAAAUGUUGACCUACCUGAAUUCAGUCUUUUGUUUCAGUAACCGUCAUACCUAAAUGUUGACCUACCUGAAUUCAGUAAUUUGUUUCAGUAGCUGUCAUACCUAAAUGUUGACCUACCUGAAUUCAGUCUUUUGUUUCAGUAACCGUCAUACCUAAAUGUUGACCUACCUGAAUUCAGUAAUUUGUUUCAGUAGCUGUCAUACCUAAAUGUUGACCUACCUGAAUUCAGUCUUUUGUUUCAGUAGCUGUCAUACCUAAAUGUUGACCUACCUGAAUUCAGUAAUUUGUUUCAGUAGCUGUCAUACCUAAAUGUUGACCUACCUGAAUUCAGUCUUUUGUUUCAGUAGCUGUCAUACCUAAAUGUUGACCUACCUGAAUUCAGUAAUUUGUUUCAGUAGCUGUCAUACCUAAAUGUUGACCUACCUGAAUUCAGUCUUUUGUUUGAUUUGCCCUAUCAUACAUAAAUGUUGGUUAUUAACCUGAAUGCAUUUUUUGUUAGCAUUACUCUUUUAUACCUGAGUGUGAAUUUACCUGAAUCCAGUUGUUAGUCAACAUACGGGUAAAUACCACAUUUACAAACAAUCAACUAGGUCCCAGGCUGGGAAUAUGUGUACCUGGUAGUAGAAAGUCAACCCUGUAUGUUAGAAUGACAGAAACUGCAUUCUCGCUACAAAACAGCAGCUGUGCUUUAAAGAUUUCUUUUCUGUUUUUUUGCGAUCCAUUCAUUUUAUUUUUUGUGAAAGUUGUUAUACAUGUAUACACAUAUACAAGGGAAAAAAUCAGCAUGGAGGAAAUACAUUGACAUUAAUUUCAACAAGAUUUUUCAAGUUUAAUUGAGAUUCCAAACUAAUAAAUUUGCUUUAAAGAGAAGUAAUGUCUAGUAAGACUGAUUCUGCCUAUAAAGACCUCAUAUCUAAAUCUACCUGUGUGUACCAUGUCUAUAAAAACAGUGAUCACCUGUCUGUAAAUACCACAGCAUCGGUCUCUAUGAAGAUGUUUGGCAGUAGGUUUUUAUUGACAUAGGGGGCCCACACAUUAUGACAGAACACAUCGUACUAAGAUCAUAUUAAAGUAUUAUAAUAAUCAUAUCUCUAAAUUAUUGUUUCAGUUCUCUAUCGUUGUAUCUUGUCUAAGCUCUAGUUCAUUUUCUUUCUUGUGUUGAUAAUGUUGUGAGCAUAUCUAAGCAAUUUGUUUCAGUUAUUAUAUUUUAUGUAAUCAGAUUUAAUAAAUUAUUUUUGAACACAA
Messenger RNA from Mizuhopecten yessoensis (Yesso scallop), 2879 nucleotides. RefSeq names its product mitochondrial carnitine/acylcarnitine carrier protein-like. Gene Ontology annotation, biological process: mitochondrial transport; mitochondrial ATP transmembrane transport; carnitine transmembrane transport. The record is from RefSeq and is a predicted model, not a curated record. Gene Ontology annotation, cellular component: mitochondrial inner membrane; mitochondrial envelope. Lineage: Eukaryota; Metazoa; Mollusca; Bivalvia; Pectinida; Pectinidae. The transcript is spliced from 9 exons. Gene Ontology annotation, molecular function: O-acyl-L-carnitine transmembrane transporter activity; ATP:ADP antiporter activity. The coding region runs from base 64 to 957 and encodes 297 amino acids.